Molecule: messenger RNA, 2793 nt
Organism: Macadamia integrifolia
Lineage: Eukaryota; Viridiplantae; Streptophyta; Magnoliopsida; Proteales; Proteaceae
Product: FHA domain-containing protein PS1-like
Exons: 8
Coding region: 206-2692 (828 amino acids)
Cellular component (GO): nuclear membrane
Molecular function (GO): protein binding
Source: RefSeq, a predicted model, not a curated record
UCAUCUUCCAAUUCAAAUUCCACAGCGAUAAUUUCACUGUCAAUUCAAAAUCCGAUCCAAUAUUCAACUUUGAUCCCAUCGAAAUCGAAGAACAAAACCCAAGACCCAUUACCAUUCUUCAUAUUUUUCCCUAAUCAAAUCCCACAUAAGCACCCCACACAAAAGGAAAAAGAGAAGAAAAGCUCCGUCCGCAGCUACUUCAAUCAUGGCAGAUAAGAAGAACAAGCCAAUCAAAGAAGAGAAGAAGAUCCCUGUCUUCACAGUACUUAAAAAUGGUAGCAUUUUCAAGAACAUCUUUCUCAUCGACAGCCCUCCUUCAAUCUCUGAAGAACCCAAGUCGAUCGAAUCCAGUGAGAAUAGUCAGAAAUGUUUCGAAGAGGUCUUGAUCGUGGGAAGGCACCCAGAUUGCAAUAUCAUGUUGGAGCACCCAAGCAUUAGCCGGUUUCAUCUUAAAAUCUGCUCGAAACCCUCGUUGCAGAAGCUUUCAGUGAUGGAUUUAUCAUCUGCCCAUGGGACAUGGAUUUCGGGGCAAAAUAUUGAACCACAACUUGUAGUAGAACUAAAUGAGGGUGAUACGCUGAGGUUGGGUGCUUCAACGAGGAUUUACAGAUUGCAUUGGAUGCCUUUGAGUCAAGCAUUUAAUGUUGAAAACCCAUUUGUUUCUCCAUCAGAUGCGUUACAUCACGAAGAAGAAGAGGAACAAACGUAUCAGGAUGAGAACUCAAAUCCAGUUAUAGAGGGAAUUUUCCCAUCAGCACCCCCACAUCCAGAAACCUUGAAUUUUUCAUUCCCUGAAGAGAAUUUAAUCAGAAGCUUGUCUGUUUCUGCGUCUGAUGCAUUAAGACAUGACGAAGAAACAUUUCAGGAUGAGAACUCAGCACCGGUCGUAAAGGGAAUGUCCCCAUCGGCAUCUCCAUGUCCAGAAACCAUGAAUUCUCUGUUCCCUGAUGCAAAUUCAAUAGCAUUUGCACAUAAACAGACCCUUUCUGCACCUCCAAUGCCAGAGUCCAUGAAUUCAUCCUCUCCUGAUGAAGGGAAAGGAAUGGGAGAAGAGGUCAUGUCUGCUGGUGAAAAGCUUGAAGAAGGAGAAAAGCAGAGUCCACCAAGGAGGAUUCUUGAUAAGCCGAAGAUCUCGAGCCUCGGUUCAGAAACUGUUGUGACCGAAUCUGUGAAUUCAUCAUUGACUAUGGACAGAUCACUCACGGAGUUCGCAGCUCUACUACAACUUGAUAAAGAGAACCAGAGCGCACAUGUCCUUUGUUCCACAGAAGUGCUAUCUGAAAGAGAAAAUCAGGAAACACCUUUGAGAAGAUCAGAGAAAAAGAACAAAACACCAAAUCUUUGGUCUCGAAGAGGCAAACCGGCCAGUGUUCUUCAAAUUCUAACAGGGAAGAGCAAGGGAAAGAGUAUGGGAGCUAGUGUCAAUGUUCAAACAGAAACUGAAAAUCAGAAAGGAGGAAAGGAGAACCCAAUUUCUAGGGCUCUUUUCCCUCACUUGAAUGGAGAAGAUGAAAUUUUCACUCCAGACAAGGAAAAUUUCAGCCCAAAUACUCUGCUUCUCAAAUCCAUGAAGAAGGUUAAUGUGGACGAAAACACGCAUUCGAAGUUAUGCAGAUCAUCAUCUAAGAUUACUGCUGACUCCAGGGUAGACACAGAAGAGCAUUUCUCUUCAGAUAAGGAGAAUCAGACAUCUAUGAUUUUCAAAGAAGGAAAAGUUCAGGGAAUUGAAUCACAAACUCGAGCAAUGUUGGAAACUGUGAUCACAGAGACGGCAAGAGGACCUGAGAGAGUUCCAUUUCAGUCCAUACUAUCAAAAUCUAUCAGUAAACGCAGGUCAAAAGUUUCAGUCAGUAAUGCUACUGCAAGGAGCAGCCAUUCUGUCAACUGUACCCAAGCCAUACAGAAAAACAGUAACUCAUCUUCUAUUCAGCCUCAGCAUGAGGCCAAGAAGAAGUGGAACAUGGUGGUUGACACAACUUGUCUUCUAAACAAGGAGUCUAUAAGGUCAUUGAAGCUCCUACAAGGCCUCAAGGGAACACAACUCAUCAUUCCAAGAAUGGUCAUAAGGGAACUGGAUAGUCUGAAACGACGUGGAAGCCUCUUUAAAGGGGAAUCAGAUGCUGCUUCUGUACUGAAGUGGAUAGAAGAGUGUAUGGUGAAAACAAAGUGGUGGAUUCAUGUUCAGAGCUCAGUGGAGGAGACCAGGCCAAUUGCACCAACCCCUCCCGCUUCUCCAGGCUUAAGUGAGGAGAGCAAUGGUGGAUUUGGUGGAGGUUCUACUAGUUCAGUUCCAUCCUUUGGGAGUUUGACAGAGAUAGUUUCUCCGACAGCGGAGGACCACAUCCUUGAAUAUGCUCUCUUAUUCAAGAGAAUUAAGAUUGAUGAGAAGCUCAUUCUUCUCACAAAUGAUGUCACUAUGAAGAUCAAAGCCAUGGCAGAAGGAUUGCUCUGUGAAACUGCUGAGGAAUUCCGUGAAAGUCUUGUGACCCCAUACUCUGAGAGGUUCUUGUGGGCAGAGAGCACUCCAAGAGGGCCUACUUGGUCUUGUGUGGAUGACAAGGUUCUUAGGGAGAACUAUUGCAAGCAGCGUCCUAUCAAGAGUACUCCAAGGGGCUUGAAGCUUAUUUUGCUCCAUAAUUCUCAAUAUGGGCAGGCCAAUUCAGUUAAUAACCUUGUCAAUCAAAAGGUGUAGUUCUUUCUGUGAAUCAGAUGCUGGAGUUCUUAUUUUUUAGCAUUCAGUUCAAUUGUGUUAACCUCCAUUUAACAAAGGUCCAUCAUUCCUGUUUUCUUUAA